Messenger RNA from Procambarus clarkii (red swamp crayfish), 2838 nucleotides. The record is from RefSeq and is a predicted model, not a curated record. NCBI's taxonomy places the organism in Eukaryota, Metazoa, Arthropoda, Malacostraca, Decapoda, Cambaridae.
UGAUGAGCGACUGGGCAGCCAGGGUGGGUAUAUACCCCCUCAUACCCCCAACCCUCCUAAACCACCCCAACACCUCGCCCAGCUGCCCAGCCCUCCUUCCAACACCACUCUAGCUAACCUACCGUCACCCCGAGGCCCUUAUCUGGUGCUUAAGUGCGUCCCCGAGGCCCUAAGGCAGUGUCUACGAUCGUUACAAGGCGAUUAUAGCUGUCCGAGGCCCUUAUCUUGUCCUCAAGUGCGUCCCCGAGGCCCUAAGGCAGCGUCUACGGUCGUUAGAAGGCGAUUGGAGCUGAUCUGCCAUCACCCGAGGCCCUCAACUUGUGCUCAAGUGCGUCCCCUAGGCCCUAAGACAGCGUCUACGGUCGUUAGAAGACGAGUGAAGCUGCCCGAGGCCCUCAACUUGUGCUCAAGUGCGUCCCCUAGGCCCUAAGACAGCGUCUACGGUCGUUAGAAGACGAGUGAAGCUGCCCGAGGCCCUCAACUUGUGCUCAAGUCCGUCCCCUAGGCCCUAAGGCAGCGUCUACGGUGUUAUAUACGCCAAUUCCAUCCUCCUACCCUAACCCUGGCGGGUAUGUGGGGUUGUGUCGGGUACCUGGUGGUGGUGGGCACAUAUGUGGGCACGUAUGUGGGGGCGGCCGCCCCCGGCGACCCUUACGACUUCCUAUAUAAGGAGGGCGUGACGGCCUACCUGGAGGAGGACUGGCUCAAGUGUAUCAAGAACUUCGAGGCGGCCCUGCUCGACUACCACUGGGUGCGGGAGCACGUCGCUAGUUGUCGGAGGAAAUGCAGCGGAGAGAGUGCAGCGGGCAAGCUCAUGUCGGCCAAACUGUCGGAAGAUGACAGGUUUUACGAGAGAGCGGUGUAUAACACCUUGUGCGUGGUGAAGUGCAAGAAGUCUAUUUUUGGCUCGCGAAUGGAUCGGAUAGUCGAGGGUAAUAUCAACGAGGAUUUUCACAACAGAAAGCCCUAUGACUAUCUUCAGCUUUGCUACUUUAAAGUUGACGAGUUCAAGAAAGCGGCUGAUGCGGCGGCUACGGUGCUGGCGGUGCAGCCUGACCAUGAAGUGAUGAAGACCAAUCUGAAGUAUUAUCUCGCCGAGGGCCCUCUCAAUGCCGAAGAUGUUCUCAAUUUGGAGCUUCAGGAGUAUGGUAAAGAGUUCAUCAAGGGGAAUGUGGCAUAUAAUAAUGGAGACUAUAAAACGACAAUUAUACACAUGGAAAAGAGUUUGGCUUUGUUCUAUGAUGCGAUGGAAGAUUGCCGUCACUUGUGCGAAAACCCAUUUGAUCAGGGCUGGUUCCCUGAUUUUAUUUCAUCACUUGCAAAUCACUACACCUUCACGCUCCGCUGCAAGAGAAGAUGUACCUGGCAGCUGAGCAAUCUGUACGGGGAAAUCAUGGACGAUUUCUUUUACUCGUAUUUCAAUUAUCUGCAAUAUUCGUACUACAAAGAGGGUGAUACAGAGAAGGCUUGUGAAGCUGUAGCAACCGCACUCUUCGUAAAUCCCACAGAUGAAGUACAAAUACGCAAUAAGCAGUUCUUCAUUAUAGAUGAGGGAGUUUCUGAGGACCUCUUUGUUCCAAGAAAGGAUGCUGUGGCAUUCAUCGAGAGGGAGGACUUCGAAGAGAAGCUGAUGGAGUAUAUUGAAACCCAUUUUGUCUUUCUGAAGGAUGAUGAUUUUGACGACGAUGAUGACAGUGAUGCUACUAAGUAUUCGUCAGGCUUACCAAACACCAAAGAAGCUAAAGGACUGUUGGAGCGGUUACCAGAAACUGCUCGAGCCGCACGCAAACGCGUUGUGGCUCAGUUCAAGACAAUGUCUCAGAUGGGGAUUCAUCUCCUAAUGUCGGAACGUGAACUGCAUGGCCGAGGGAGGAUGGUUGCAGAUGGUUUUGCAACACCUUUGCAAUGCCUGGUGUUAACUGAACUAACAAAGUUGGCAGCAGUGGAGGGAGACGGUUACAAGCAGAGUACGUCGCCACAUACACAAGCGGAGAAUUUUCAAGGCGUCACAUUGGGACGAGCAGGCAUGAUGGUCCAUGCUAAAUUGAUUGCUAAAGAAGCUUUGGAAUUGAUUCUUGACGUAACAGACCGCUGUCGCGAUUACCUGGAACGAUACUUCAAUCUCAAAGAGCCAUUAUAUUUUGCUUUUACACAUUUAGUAUGUCGCACAGCUAAACCAGAGAUGUCAGAAAACAGGUCAUUAUCUGACCUCAGCCAUGAAGUCCAUGUUGACAACUGCCUAUUACAAGAUUCUGGAGAGUGCCUCAGAGUUCCACCAGCCUACACAUACAGGGAUUACAGUGCUUUGCUGUACCUGAAUGAUGAGUUUGAAGGCGGUGACUUUAUUUUCACGCAUGAUAGAUCAGGAUUAUCACAUGAGGCCAUUGUGCGUCCAAGAUGUGGCAGGAUGGUAGGCUUUUCUUCGGGUCCAGAAAAUCCGCAUGGAGUUUUGCCAGUUCUUGACGGAAGCAGAUGUGCAAUUGGAAUGUGGUUUACCCACGAUAAACUCUUUAAAGAGCUGGAACGUACAUUAGCAGAAACACUCUUGACUAGGUUGAAAGAUGACAGUGUAUAGUCCGAGUUUACUAAAGUUGGCCGACCAGAAAAUGUACUUAAUGUUUGGAGUAUAAAUGAUCAUUUUAUAAUACUGGUUGAAUUAUUCUAGUUUUCUGUUCAGAAGUUUUCAUAUUUGUCAUUUUCUGUCAUAUUCUUGGAUAAUAAGUUUUCAUAAUACAGUAUUUAUUUUUAUGUGGUUAUCUUGAGAUGGUUAGGUUAUCUUGAGAUGAUUUCGGGACUUUUGUGUCCCCGCGGCCCGGUCCUCGACCAGGUCUCCUCCCC